Messenger RNA from Saccostrea echinata, 876 nucleotides. RefSeq lists its product as uncharacterized. The record is from RefSeq and is a predicted model, not a curated record. The coding region runs from base 1 to 876 and encodes 291 amino acids. The transcript has a single exon. Lineage: Eukaryota; Metazoa; Mollusca; Bivalvia; Ostreida; Ostreidae.
AUGAGAGAGAUGUGCUUCGAGGAACAAGUGACAGGGAGUGACCACAGAUUGCAGUUUCAUACUGGAAUUCCGUCUGUUGCAUUGUUUUCAUGGCUUCUAUCAUAUGUAAACAGUGACUUGCCUACAUGCAAAGUUAUGUCAAGUAAGGGUAUUCUUUUGUGCAUUUUGAUAAAAUUAAGACUGAACCUACAACACCAGGACCUGGCUUAUCGUUUCGGUGUCUCAUUGACUACAAUAUCUGACAUCUUCAACCGAGGUCUACCUAUAUUAGCAAAGAAACUGUGUAAUCUAAUUCAGUGGCCGGAAAAAGAAACUUUGAUCAGUAAUAUGCCUUUUGUCUUCAAAUCCUCAUAUCGAAAGUGUUGCUGCAUCAUUGACUGUUUCGAAGUUUUUAUUCAGAGACCAGGACACCUUACAGCAAGAGCACAGACAUGGUCAAAUUACAAACAUAUCAACACCCUCAAGUUUUUAGUGUCUAUUACACCAAUGGGUGCCAUAUCAUAUGUGUCUAAAGCAUAUGGUGAAAGGACAUCUGACAAGGUCAUAAUAUUGCGGAGUGGAUUUCUUGACAAACUCCAAUAUGGUGACCAAGUGAUGGCUGACCGGGGCUUUCUCAUUGCAGAAGAAUUAGCAAAUCAUGGAGCGACACUUGUCAUUCCUGCCUUCACUAGAGGGAAAACUCAGCUCUCAGCGAAAGAUGUGGAACAAACAAGGAAAAUAGCCCAUGUGAGGAUACAUGUGGAGAGAGCCAUCGAGAGGAUUAAGAACUUUAAUAUCCUAAACACUAACUUGAGUAUGCAUAUGAUACCUCAUUCCGACAGCAUUGUAACUAUUUGUGCUGCAGUAUGCAAUCUCCAGCCAAAAUUAGUGUCAUAA